AUUUUGGGCUUCGCUUCCACCGCACCAGCCGGCCUACCCAGUCCUUCCGGUAUCGCGUUGCUCAGGGGCUUUUCAACCCUCUGUCAGUCGGAAAACCAUCGCCGAGGCCGUGGGGGGACUCCUAUCCAUGGUGUUGAAGCGUCGAGCCGACUAGGGAACCUCCUUCCCCGCCAGGAUGGAAGUCGCAUCAGUCGCCGCCUAUUGCGCGGGCUGUUCUUCCCUGUGUUCUGCCGCCCGCUGCCGCAUUCGCUGCCCUCUGUGGCUUUUCUGCUGGCUCGAAGAUCGGCCUGGAGCAGCGACGCCACCGCUGGGCAAGGCCGAGACUCUGUAGGCUUCCUCCGAAUCCCGUCGACCUCCAGCCGCUGAGCGCCGCGGCCCUACCUGAGAGACUGUCAAGAAAAAGGAGAUGGAGCCGGGGACAGGCGGAUCGCGGAAACGGCUUGGCCCUCGGGCGGGCUUCCGGUUCUGGCCACCCUUUUUCCCUCGGCGAUCGCAAGCAGGCUCUUCUAAGUUCCCGACGCCUCUUGGCCCGGAAAACUCCGGGAACCCCACACUGCUUUCCUCUGCCCAGCCCGAGACUCGGGUCAGUUACUGGACGAAACUGCUCUCCCAGCUCCUUGCGCCGCUCCCCGGAUUGCUUCAGAAGGUGCUAAUUUGGAGCCAACUUUUCGGUGGAAUGUUUCCGACCAGAUGGCUAGAUUUUGCUGGAGUCUACAGCGCCCUGAGAGCCCUGAAGGGACGGGAGAAACCAGCCGCCCCCACAGCGCAGAAAUCUUUGAGUUCGCUGCAGCUCGACUCCUCAGACCCCUCGGUCACCAGUCCCCUUGAUUGGCUAGAGGAGGGGAUCCACUGGCAAUACUCGCCCCCAGACCUAAAAUUGGAGCUUAAGGCCAAGGGAAGUGCUUUGGACCCUGCAGCACAGGCUUUUCUCUUAGAGCAGCAGCUGUGGGGAGUGGAGCUGUUGCCCAGUAGCCUUCAAUCCCGUCUGUACUCUAACCGGGAACUUGGCUCUUCGCCCUCUGGGCCUCUAAACAUUCAACGCAUAGACAAUUUCAGUGUGGUAUCCUAUUUGCUGAACCCUUCCUACCUGGACUGCUUUCCUAGGCUAGAAGUCAGCUAUCAGAACAGUGAUGGAAAUAGCGAGGUAGUCGGCUUCCAGACACUAACCCCAGAGAGCAGCUGCCUGAGAGAGGACCAUUGUCAUCCCCAGCCGCUGAGUGCAGAACUCAUUCCGGCCUCGUGGCAGGGAUGUCCACCUCUUUCUACGGAAGGCCUACCAGAAAUUCACCAUCUUCGCAUGAAACGGCUGGAAUUCCUUCAACAGGCUAGCAAGGGGCAAGAUUUACCCACCCCUGACCAGGAUAAUGGCUACCACAGCCUGGAGGAGGAACACAGCCUUCUCCGGAUGGAUCCAAAACACUGCAGAGAUAACCCAACACAGUUUGUUCCUGCUGCUGGAGACAUUCCUGGAAACACCCAGGAAUCCACUGAAGAAAAAAUAGAAUUAUUAACUACAGAGGUUCCACUUGCUUUGGAAGAAGAGAGCCCUUCUGAGGGCUGUCCAUCUAGUGAGAUACCUAUGGAAAAGGAGCCUGGAGAGGGCCGAAUAAGUGUAGUUGAUUACUCAUACCUAGAAGGUGACCUUCCCAUUUCUGCCAGACCAGCUUGUAGUAACAAACUGAUAGAUUAUAUUUUGGGAGGUGCAUCCAGUGACCUGGAAACAAGUUCUGAUCCAGAAGGUGAGGAUUGGGAUGAGGAAGCUGAGGAUGAUGGUUUUGAUAGUGAUAGCUCACUGUCAGACUCAGACCUUGAACAAGACCCUGAAGGGCUUCACCUUUGGAACUCUUUCUGCAGUGUAGAUCCUUAUAAUCCCCAGAACUUUACAGCAACAAUUCAGACUGCUGCCAGAAUUGUUCCUGAAGAGCCUUCUGAUUCAGAGAAGGAUUUGUCUGGCAAGUCUGAUCUAGAGAAUUCCUCCCAGUCUGGAAGCCUUCCUGAGACCCCUGAGCAUAGUUCUGGGGAGGAAGAUGACUGGGAAUCUAGUGCAGAUGAAGCAGAGAGUCUCAAACUGUGGAACUCAUUCUGUAAUUCUGAUGACCCCUACAACCCUUUAAAUUUUAAGGCUCCUUUUCAAACAUCAGGGGAAAAUGAGAAAGGCUGUCGUGACUCAAAGACCCCAUCUGAGUCCAUUGUGGCCAUUUCUGAGUGUCACACCUUACUUUCUUGUAAGGUGCAGCUGUUGGGGAGCCAAGAAAGUGAAUGUCCAGACUCGGUACAGCGUGACGUUCUUUCUGGAGGAAGACACACACAUGUCAAAAGAAAAAAGAUCCCUACCAAGAAGAAGGAUGAAGAACUUAAUAGCAAAAGAAGAGCACAAUUGCCAGAGAUGCGAGAAGAAAGGACCUCACACGGUUCUUGACUUUUCUACAGAGCUCACUGCACAUUUUCCCACUAAAAUGUUGGACAGGGUUCCACUCCCAUCACCCAGACUGGAGUGCAAUGGUGCAAUCUUGGUGCUGAACCUCCGCCUCCCAGGCUCCAGCGAUUCUCCUGCCUUAGCCUCCUAAGUAGCUGGGACUACAGGCAGAUGCCAUCACACCCAGCUAACUUUAAUUUUUUUGUAGAGAUGGGGUUUCACCAUGUUGCCCAGGCUGGUCUCGAACUCUUGGGCUCAUGAGCUGCCUGCCUUGGCCUCCCAAAAUGCUGGGAUUAUAGGCGUGAGCCACCACGCCUGGACUCUUUUUUUUAAUAUAUAUAAAUAGAGAUGGGGUCUGGCUAUGUUGCCCAUAUAGCAACUCCUGGCCUCAAGCAGUCCUCCUGCCUUGGCCUCCCAAAGUGCUGGGAUUACAUGUGUGAGCCACUGGGCCUGGCCAAGUUAAUAGCUUUCCCAAAGUCACCUCUCUUAUCAGCUUUAUUGAAGUUUCAUCCACACAGCCUUGUCUGACCAGAAACAAGUGUGCCACAAUCAUCAGAUGAUGUAGAAUCACAGAAUUUAAAUGUCCUUAGAGAAAAGCUACCGUAAGCUUUAACUAAAUUUGUAGAAAGUAAUUACAAAUUUCAAUUUGGCUAGGUAUACCACAUCCAUUAAUUCUAGUGUCAUUAUUAAUAUAAGACACAUUGUUAAUUUAUGAAUUUAAUAUGCGAGCAAAUCAACUGAGACCCUCCUUUCCCAGAAUUAAUAGGCUGCAUUGGAGUACCAGAGUAUUCUUGCCACCACACCAGGGGUUUUAGCUCUUUGGCAGAAGAUUGGCUUUGGGUUUCUAGUGAUGCUCUGUUGUCUCCACCAGAUGGCGUUAUCUUCCAUCUGGGAGUGCCUGAUGGACACCUGUUAUUACAGAUCUGGUUGCUAUUGCUCCCCUGGAGGUGGGUCCCUCAAUGUGUAAACAAGCUGGAAAACUGCCCUGCCCUGCCCAUUCCAGGCCUGCCUGGCCCAGUGUGACUCCACCUUUUUGUGGUAAUUACCCAGAAGUAGGGGCUCUUUCUUAUAGGAGAACCAAGAUUUGUAUUUGAACACAAACAAAGGAACUGAUUUUUUUUUUGAGUCUUGCUGUCGCCCAGGCCUAGGCUGGAGUACAGUGGCACGGUCAUAGCUCACUGCAGCCUCCAACUUUUGGGCUUAAACAAUCCUCCCACCUCAGCCUCCCAAGUAGCUAGGACCACAGGCAUGCACCACAUUGCCUGGCUAAUUUUAUUAUUUUUGUGUGUAGAGAUGGGGUCUAAUUAUAUUGCCUAGGCUGGUCUCAAACUCCUGGCUUCAAGAGAUCCUACUGCCUGGGGCUCCCAAAGUGUCGCGAUUACAGGCAUGAGCCACCUCACUUGGCCCUUGUAUACUUUUUUAUCACUGUUCAAGUCACAUUGAAUUUUAAUUGUGAUUUGCUCUUUCCUUUCUUCCUCUGUGGUGGAAGGGUCUGCGCAGUGACCAGAGUAUUUUAGACACAUGAUACACUUUUCUUUAACUCAAGUGGUAAUUUCCAUAGCCUCUUUUUUCCAACACACAGGCUCCCUCCCGACAUAACAAGUAAUUUAUGAAUUCAUUUCAAAGAAGCAAUUUUGUAUGUGAAAAGGUCUAUCUUCAAUGUUUACAUUAUUUUGUAUUUGUAGUAUUUGAUUUUUUUUUUUUUGAAAAGCUAGCAUUAUUAGUGAUGACCUGAAACCCAAAGUUUUAAAUCAGUUGAUGUAAGGUCGUCAUGACUACUCUUUCCAGUGGUAGCCUAAGGUUCGCUGAAACAUUGUCAUCGUUAUGAAAGGCACUUCAUUAUGCAGGAUACCAUUCAUAUCCAGUUUUCUAAGAUGGUUGAGGACAUUGUUUUUUAAACUUUUCUGUUUUUUAAAUUGACAAAAAUUGUAUAUGUUUACUGUCUACAACAUGAUGUUUUGAAAUAUGUGUACAUUGUGGAAUGGUAAGUCAAGCUAAUUAACAUGUAUUACCUCACAUACUUAGCAUUUUUUUUGUGGUAAGAACCCUUAAAAUCUACUCUUAGCAAUUUCCUUUUUCUAUUUAUUUAUUUAUUUGAGACAAGCUGGAGUGCAGUGGUGCAAUUUCGCCUCACUGUAACCUCCGCGUCCUGGGCUCAAGCAAUUCUCAUGUCUCAGCCUCCCAAGUAGCUGGGACUACAGGCGCGUGCCACCACACCCGGCUAAUUUUUUGUAUUUUAGUAGAGACAGGUUUCACCCCAUGUUGCCCAGGGUGGUCUCGUACUCCUGAGCUCAGGUGAUCUGCCUGCCUUGGCCUUCCAAAGUGCUGGGAUUACAGGCGUGAGCCAUCACGCCUGGGCUUUUUAUUUAUUUAUUUUAUUUUAUUUUAUUAUUUAUUUAUGUAUUUAUUUAUUUUGAGACAGAACCUUGCUCUGUUGCCAAGCUGGAGUGCAGUGGCAUGAUCAUGGCUUUCUUCAGCCUCAACCUCCUGGGCUCAGGCAAUCCUCUUGCCUCAGUUUCCCGAGUAGCUGGGACCACAGGCUCACACCACCACAACAGGCUAAUUUUUAAGUUAUCUGUAGGGGCGAGAUCUCCCUAUAUUGCCCAGGCUGGUCUUGAAGUCCUAGGCUUAAGUGUUCCUCCUGCCUCCCAAAGUGUUGAGAUUACAGGUGUGAGCCACCUCACCUGGCCAAUUUGCAAGAAUAUAAUACAUUGUUAUUGACUAUGGUCACCAUGUCGUACAGUAGAUCUCUUGAACUUAUUCCUCCUCACUGAAAGUUUGUAUCCUUUGAGCAACGUCUCCCCAACCCACUUCUUGUUUUUUAUUAACUUAUUAAAGUAUAAUUUACAAUAAGUUUCACUCAUUUUAAGUAUGAAUUCAAUGAGUUUUGAUAAACACGUGUAGUCAUAUAAACACCACCACUAUCAAAAUAUGGAUCAUUUCCAUCACCCAGAAAGUUCCCUUAUGUUCUUUUGUAUUCGGUCCCCUUCCCAACCUCCAGCUUUUGGCAGCCAUUGCUUUUCUUUUCUUUGUCUUUUUUUUUUUUUUUGACAGACAGGGUCUUACUGUCACCCAGGCUGGAGUGUAGUGGUGUGAUCACGGCUCACUGCAGCCUUAUCUCCCUGGGUUCAGGUGAUCCUCCCACCUCAGCCUCCUGAGUAGCUGGGACUACAGCUGUGUGCGACCACACCCAGCUGGUUUUUUGUUUUUUUUUUUUUGUUUUUGUUUUUGCUUUUUUUUUUUUUUUUGUAUUUUUAGUAGAGAUAAGGUUUUGGCAUGUUGCCCAGGCUAGUCUUGAACUUCUGGGCUCAAGAGAUCUGCCUGUUUUGGCCUCCCAACAUGCUGGGAUUGCAGGUGUGAGCCACCACGUCUGGCCUUUGAUCUGCUUUCAACACUUUUAGCUCUUCUAGAAUUUCAGAAAAAUGGUAUCGGAUGUACAGCAUGGACCCUUCUGUGGUGGGCUUCUUUACUGUAAUGCUUUUGAGAUUCAUCUGUGCUGUUGAGUGUCUCUGCAGUCCAUUCCUUCUGUUGAGUGUAUCAGUAGUCCAUUCCUUUUCAUGGCUGAGUAGUAUUUCAUUGUAUAAUUAUACCACUAUUUGUUCAUUUACUAGAUAAUAAACAGUUGGCUUGUUUAAGUAUGAAUUCAAUGAGUUUUGAUAAAUAUGUGUAGUUAUAUAAACAUGACUACAUAUAUAAACAUAUAAACAUAUACAUAUAUAAGCACAUAUAAAUUUGUGUCUAUUAUGAAUAAAGCUUCUAUGAACUGUUGAGUACAA
Homo sapiens (human) is the source of this 6192-nucleotide messenger RNA. RefSeq names its product protein phosphatase 1 regulatory subunit 15B (gene PPP1R15B). Gene Ontology annotation, biological process: regulation of protein metabolic process. Bases 407 to 2419 code for a protein of 670 amino acids. The record is from RefSeq and is a predicted model, not a curated record. Gene Ontology annotation, molecular function: protein phosphatase regulator activity. NCBI's taxonomy places the organism in Eukaryota, Metazoa, Chordata, Mammalia, Primates, Hominidae. The transcript has 3 exons. Gene Ontology annotation, cellular component: protein phosphatase type 1 complex.